GCGCGCGUUCUCUCAGUUCUCCCGUAGAUCCGCCUAGUGUGCCGUCACGUAUCUCUCAAGCCUCGGUAGAGAUCGCUUCUCGCGCGCGGUGGGGAAGCAACGGCGUCGGUAGGAGGAAGAAAACAACUUAUCCGGACUACCCUCGACUCCUCGCGAAAAUUGUUUUUCUUUUCUCCGUCGUAACGCACAUCGAGACGACGUGACUAUAAUAUGAUUAAGAACGAGGAGUGAAGCGUGUCGGAAUAGAAUCGCGGAAAUAAUUGAUGACACACGGGGUAAUUCGAUCGCGGCCGAGCUCUACUUUGUAUCUCUGUUGGACACUCUGUUUUGCGGCGCGUCGUGUGUAAUGGAGGCAUUUAUUAUUAAUUGGUUGGGGAAUCGCGCGGGUUUUUUUCCCGACGUAGUUUUGCAUUAGCUAAGACCCGAUAGGUCUGAGUGUACAUUUCGCGCUACUUGGAAGAAGAAUUGGAAGUUGCUUGAUUUCUCGGUAGAACUUUUUCGCGAUAGUCGAUAUUCGCGCGUAACGUCAAGUUUACCCUGUCGGACCGGGGAAGGGAGCGAUAGAUUCGAUUUGCGACAUUUGUGACGGAAGUAGGGCAAAGUCGCAGCGUCGCGUAAUUUCUCGUCUACGUCCAGUCUUUGUCCAGAGACCUCCGCUUCUGCACCCCCCGUACGGCCCAAGAGGAAUUUGCGUUCGAGAGAAGAGAGACAGGACGUCGGGAAUACACCUUGCCGAUCGUUCCCGCCGAGGACGACGUCGCGACGACGCCACGUAUAUAAAAAAAAAUUCGCGACCUCGCUCCAUAGCUAUAGAAUCUCCGUUCGCGAGUGCAACAGUUGAAGUCAAGGCGAGGAGAGUUUGAAAGUGUAGUCCCGCGCUGUGCGUCGCGAAUCGAUAGCAGGCCGAUUACGCGGGAACGCGCUCUACAUGUAAAUACGCGCGCACCCCCGUCAAGAAGUGUGUCCGCCCCCGCAUUCGGUCACGAGAUCGGCGAGGGCGGGUCGCGCGUCGCGACAGCGAUCGCGUCGCUUUUGAUCGCUUGAACUCUUUUACCCUCCUCCUCCUCCUCUUUUCUCGAUUGGAGGGGAGAGGACGGGGCGAUCCGCUCUGCCCGUUGCAAUCAGUGUAACGCCACGGAUUUAUUAUUUAAUGGGAAUAAUUCACGUUUUAUAUAACUGAUGGUAUAUCAUACGAGCAACUUGCAUUCCACGCCAUAAUCUGGGUUGUCCUUAUUGUGGUGCGUUAUUAUGUGAAAAAGCGAAAGGCUCGUGCUCUUCAGCGGUACCACAAUCUGUUAUCCACAACGUGAAAAAUCGCGAGAUUUAUCCUUUUCCCCCGAGCUGAGAUAGUAAGAGAAGCAGGUGACGGGUAAACACACACACACACACAUGGGAGAAACCAUGUUGGCGAGAGUCAGAAACAGCCUUCUCUGUGGCAUGCCCAAAUGCCCGACUAUCCGUAUUCCAGGGAUGGAGAAGCCGGAGUCCUCCGCGGGGGGCGAGAGCGCCGGGGAGCUCGAGGAUCGGGAUCCCAACAGCCUGAACCAACAUCUUCAGGUGAUGUGGGACGACGUGAUCGGUGAGCCGGAGGGAAUCCGGAGUCCCGAAUGCGCCUGGCGGCUUAGCGGCCACUGCUUCCGGCUCUCCAGAGGAUGCUGCUACAUACUCCUCUCCGUCCUGGUGGCGCCUCUGCUCGCCCUGCUGUUCGGUUUCAUGUUCGCAUGCCUCGCGUUUCAGCAUAUAUGGUGUCUCGCGCCGUGCCUGCGCAUAUGGAAGAUCACGUGCGCGGCGAUGCGAAAUUUCUUGGCGGCGGUGACGCAGGCGAUCAUACGACCACUUAUGGAGGGACUGGGUUAUCUCUGCUACAAUAUCCGUAUAUUCAAUCAGAGGCUACCCGACGGUCCUCUCCAGAAAGAGGAUUUACUGAUCGUGUAGCUCGGAGAUGCCAGCGGCGAGCAACAUCUAUCUCCCUCGCCGACUGGUUCACGACAUUCCGCUACUCCGCGGUCUCCGCAUCCUUCUGAACAUGAACACGUUGCCGUGAUCGAGCAGACCGUAUGUGUCGAUAGUGUUAUGAGUGUUAGCGUUUAGAGAUAAGCGAUGAGAGAGAAGGUGUCUAAUUACAGAGAUACUUCCCACAUAGAACAUGACGUUUCUCCAUUAGAAAUCCAUUAGAUUCCCAUAGUUCCAUGUGACGUAUAAUCAACAUAGAGUCAGACAGAUCUCCAAUAGAGAUUCAUCGUAGCCAUGAUAGAUGUCUUUUACAAAUCCAGCAUAAACGUCUAUUAAACAUCUUUAUGGAUAUACGUAUAAUAGAAUUAAGUGACAAAUAGUCGUGGCGGCGUUCUAUUUCUCGUAAUUAAGAAACAAAACAGGUGUCACGUCCCGGCCAAGCUAGGCUGCCGACAAGGCAGUGCGCGCGCUUUUUGGCGAGACUGGCUGUCUCGAAAUCUAAAUUUCGUGGACCCCAUAGCCCAGAGAUCUGAGAUAGUCCGAGGACUUGUGAGACGGUUAAUAUUGAAGAAUCGGGAUUAUUCCAUGGGAAAUCUUUCUUUCUAAUUAGAUAGUAGAUGAAAUCUUCAAUUUCACGCGGGCAACGAUCGCAGUCGCGAGGGUCGCGAAGUGUAGCCAAAGAAACGUGACACAAAUCGCACCGCUGAGGAUUGAAUGACCUUCCGAAGUGGAUCUAACGCUGAAUUAUUUCGCGAUAGUGCUUCUUUGCGGCGGGUUUGAUUUACCAUUUCUGGACAUUCGACGAAUUGCUCAUCGCUGCGACGAUAGUAGAGGGUAGUUACGCACUGCGCGCUGUUCAACCACGCGCGAAAUGCGUGGUCAGAUUUGCGUCGAAUGGCAGUUGAUGAAGCGGAGUACAUAGUAUAAAGCUGUAUACAUGUGUUCUGCUUUGUAACGUCAAGCAUAACACAAGUAUAAAGUUUUAUAAUAUGUGAAGUAGCAACUUAUUUGUUCCUGAAGAGAAGAUCGCCUGUGCUGCUGCGCACGUAGUAGGUUGUACAAAUUCUAGGCCUUUUCGUUCCUUGGCUGCUCAGUGUCUCCUGGCCUCGUGUCUUUUCUUAUUCAUAAGCGCGUAUAUAUUCGCAUAUGUGAGAGCGGAUAUGCGAGUGAGCACAGAGAGUUAAGCAGAAAAUAUAUACAACUACUAAUGUUAGUACACAACACUAAUAAUAACGUUAAACAAUAAUUAAGUACUAAGGAGAAGCUAAGCUAUGGUUAAAAUUACAAGCUAGCGAAAUUAUUCAAAGAUUAAUACACUAGAUUUAAUUAUUAAUUUGAAUUGGAAUGAAUAAAGAUUUAAGGAAUUGGUACUGUAACAUUGCGCGGAUAUCGAUAGAGACUUGAAUUAGUAAAAUUCAGUUAACGCGCAUUCGCGGGCGGAACUUCUCAGAUACUCGGCUACUGCUUGCUGACUACUCGACUACUAUCUGACUCUAAUUGUCCGGAGUCGCGGGCGGAACUCUUACAUGUAUACGUUUCUUAGACAAUGCCCAAAAAGCGAUAUUCGGGAGGGUUGGCGAUGAUGCGAUCGUAGGCAAAAUUUCUAAAAAGGGAAACUAAACGGGAACAAAUUUUAUUAUUCUAAGGGCCGUGCGUGCAGAUUUUUCUGUCGUGAUAAUUCGACACCAAAAAACGUGUGGAAAAGUGAAACCGACGGUCGACCUGUCGGUAUAUACAAAUAAAUGUGAAAAAUUUUCCGCUGUGCCACGGACGUGACAUGUGGAUAGAAUUAAAGGCAGUAUUAUAUGGUAGUAUUAUAUUCUAACGAAGUGAUGAUGAAACGAUUUGUUGAACGUAAAUCCUUAAAAUGUUUCUCGUCAAAACGGUAUUUUGACAUUUAGCCAAAGCAAAUCUAUAAAGCAUCUAUUAACCUACUAGUUUAAUGUCUGUUAGUCGUUCAUCGAAACUCUGUGAAACAUUUAGAAUUAUAGUCCAUAGCGUCUAGUGAAUAUCUAAUGGAGGUCCAAUAGAAGUGUGCCACGUGAAAUUAGGAAUUUAUAGUGGCGGUCUAUUGGAAGUAAUGGAGAUUGUAUAUUUUCUUGAUAAUUGUCAAAAAAAUAUGCAAUCUCCAUCAAUUCUGUUAGUUUUCGUUCUAUGUGGGUUGCGAGACGUGGCGAAAGUUCGAAAACGGGAUAUAUCACGAGCGAAAUUAUAUAUGAUUCUUAAUAUAAUCAUUGUAAUAUCUUAAUGUAAUCAUCGAGAACGCCGACGGUCUAAGAUAGGCGAGAGGACACCAUCGCGACAUGCGCAACACACGUAAUCGGAACGCAAGCGGUAUAUUUUUGUAGCUCUUAGUUAUAAUGUGACGCGUCAAAGAAUUUUUUUUUUCCGUUCAACUAUCUGCAAUGCAGCGUGCGACAAGCCGCUGUUCAGUACGCUAGUUUAAGUAAGUGUAAAGGUCCUCAGCGCUGGCCUUGUAAGAAUACAAUAAUUUUAACUCAUGCGCAUGUCACGGGGUGGACGCAGAUCGGGAGUUAAGAACCUUGAGUAACAGGCUAGUCGAUAUUUUACGCAGAUUGGCCUUUUUGUCAUUCACUGUUGAAUUCGAAACAAAGAAGACUUGGUGUUUCAUCGGGCGGGAGCAUACAUAAUUACCUGAAUGAGAAGUGAUUUCGGAAUGAGCGAGCCGUCGAAUGGGAUUCAUUCGUUAUAAUAUUCGUUAUAAUAUUGAUCUAAAAUUUUAAUCAAUUUGGGAAUGUAGCUAUUAAGGAGAAGAUAUACGCGCGAGGAGGAUAAAUAUAAAUAUAAAUAUAAAUGUGAUGUUGACAUGUUAAAAAAAUUUAAGACGGCGGAAAAAUUUUUCGCAUACUUAAUAAAAUUGAUGCAUAUUAAAUUGUCAUUGUGAUUUUAAAAAUCGCUAAUUACAAAUUUAAUGUUAGAAUUACUAAACUUUAUUAAAUUUGUACUGUAAUAAAUUUUAAAAUUUUGAUUAGAAGUUAGAAAUUUUCUACCCUUAAAAGCUCUUAAAAGCCAUUGUUGGAAAAUUUUAAUAAUAUAUUGAAAAGUGUUUAAUUAAUUAAUUCAUAUUUAAGGGAUGAAUAAGAGAUAUACAUAAAUAUAUAUAAGAGAAAUAUACGUUUAUUAUAUAUUGUCUAAAACAAAGAACGUUCUUAGUUCAAAAACAAACACCGAAAGUAUCGGAAAGUCCAGACACUUAAUUUCUGUACGAUCUUAAAUAAUUAAUUUUAGCUCAAUUAACGUUUCUCGAUAAAGCGAUAAGAUAACACGAAACCGUUGUACUAUCAAUACUCUAUGUGUAAAUUUAUCAUCGGUAACAUCCUACCAUUUGUUUUUGUGUUUUUCUCGGCCGUUGUAGACGAUUUGCGAAAAAAGCAUUCCGCAACAUCGAAACUUAGAAGCUGUACAUACGAAUCUCCUGUAAGAGAACUUUUGCAAAUAAAAAUGUAGAAGUUGAUACGAGAAAAA
Messenger RNA from Solenopsis invicta (red fire ant), 5439 nucleotides. RefSeq names its product caveolin-3. Gene Ontology annotation, cellular component: caveola. Bases 1390 to 1935 code for a protein of 181 amino acids. Gene Ontology annotation, molecular function: molecular adaptor activity. The transcript has 4 exons. NCBI's taxonomy places the organism in Eukaryota, Metazoa, Arthropoda, Insecta, Hymenoptera, Formicidae. Gene Ontology annotation, biological process: caveola assembly. The record is from RefSeq and is a predicted model, not a curated record.